AUGGAUGUCGUGCUCGAAAUCGCAGAUACCCUCGCGGGAGACUACAUUUACUCCAAAGUCCUUCCAUUACACCCGGUUGCUCCCCAUGACCUCCCAGAUGUCGGUGCCAACUCCACUCAGGUUCUGUCAUCAUGGCAGUUCAAGUCAGCGAACCCUUACUUCCAACUCGAGCCCAGCGAAUAUGCGUACAUGAGCGCCUGGGAUAGAGAUAACCCAUAUCGUCAAAGUACUUCGUUAUUCCUCAUCACAUGGGUCUUUGGCUUCGUGCUAUACUUCCUAUUUUCGACCCUUUCCUAUAUCUUCGUCUUUGAUAAGAAAACAUUCCAGCACCCCAAGUAUCUUAAGAACCAGAUGUGGCUUGAGAUCAAGCAGACCAUGAGGUCGAUGCCCAUCAUGUCGGCCUUGACCGUCCCCUUCUGGCUUGCCGAUGUUCGCGGUCUCACGAAGCUAUACGACACACCCGCCGAUGGACCUGGCAUGUGGUACGAGAUCUUGCAGUAUCCCUUUUUCAUCUUGUUCACCGACGCUUGCAUCUACUUGAUCCAUCGUGGCCUACACCAUCCGUUGAUCUACAAGCACCUGCACAAGCCUCACCACAAGUGGAUUAUGCCUACUCCCUACGCUUCCUACGCUUUCCACCCUGUCGACGGUUGGUCGCAAUCGCUCCCGUACCACAUCUUCCCCAUGCUGUUCCCGUUGAAUAAGUUUGCCUCUGUUGCCGCUUUCGUCUUCGUCAAUUUCUGGACCAUCAUGAUCCACGACGGCGAGUACAUGGCUAACAGCCCCGUUAUCAAUGGUGCCGCCUGCCAUACUAUGCAUCAUCUGUACUUCAACUACAAUUAUGGCCAGUAUACCACCUUAUGGGAUAGGCUGGGCUCGAGCUACCGCAAGCCCGACCCCGAUCUAUUCCAGAAGGAGAAGAAGAUGGGCGAGGCGCAAUGGAAGGCACAGGUCAAGGAGAUGGAAGCGAUCGUGAAGGAGGUCGAAGGCGAAGACGACCGCAGCUACGAUGCCGGAAAGGUCAAGAAGAAUAACUAG
Messenger RNA from Daldinia childiae, 1038 nucleotides. RefSeq names its product putative C-5 sterol desaturase. Gene Ontology annotation, molecular function: iron ion binding; oxidoreductase activity. Bases 1 to 1038 code for a protein of 345 amino acids. Gene Ontology annotation, biological process: lipid biosynthetic process. NCBI's taxonomy places the organism in Eukaryota, Fungi, Ascomycota, Sordariomycetes, Xylariales, Hypoxylaceae. The record is from RefSeq and is a predicted model, not a curated record. The transcript is spliced from 2 exons.